Messenger RNA from Clonostachys solani, 945 nucleotides. NCBI's taxonomy places the organism in Eukaryota, Fungi, Ascomycota, Sordariomycetes, Hypocreales, Bionectriaceae. The record is from the annotation of a GenBank genome assembly.
AUGACUGUCCUGGGGAAACGGAAGAAGCCUAAGAGCGCAAUCUCCCAAGAAGAUGCCGAGGCUAUCUUCCGCCGCCACUUCGAAUCUCAAUUCCAACCGAUCGACGAGGCCGAGUCGAAAAAGAAGUCUGCAAAAUCUCAGGAUACCGAUGACAGCGACGACCAAUCCUCCAGAUCUGGAAGCGAUGAAGAUGGGGACAGCCAGGAGGAAGAGGAUGCAGAAGGCGAAGAAUGGGGCGGUUUAUCAGGCGACAGCGAGGACGAUGACGAGAUUGACGACGAAGAUGACGACGAGCCAGCAAUAGAAGUAAUAGACCAUUCACAGCCACGGGUCCCAAACCCGGAAGCCAUGUCAAAAAGCGAACUCAAAGCCUUCAUGUCCUCCAGACCCCCCGACCAAUCCGCCGGGUCCAAACCAUCCCCAGCAACCGCCGCCUCGACCAAAUCCUCCACCACCCUGCCCGAAGACGCCCCCUCCCUACUGGCCCAGGACCUCGAGCUCCGUCGCCUCCUCGCCGAAUCCCACCUCCUCGCGUCCCCGACGCUGACCAACACGUCCGCCCUCACCGGCGCGGAGCCCAAGCUCUUCGCCGCCGGCCGCGUCCGCCGCAAGGCCGCCGACCUGCGCAUGCAGGCCCUCGGCUCCAAGGAGUCCAUCCUCAAGCAGCAGAAUAUGCCCAUGAACAUGCGCAAGGGCAUCAACGCCGCCGCGGCCGCCCGCGAAGCCAAGCGCAGACGGGAGGCAAAGGAGAACAACGUCAUCCUAGAGCACGAUACCGCCAAGAAGAGGAGGAAGAGGGAUCGCGGAAGAGACGGGGAGGUCAACGGCCCCAGCGUUGGCCGGAUGAGAGGCGCAGAGCUGAGGAUCAGCGACAGGGACGUGAGGAGCAUAGAGGGUACCCGAGAUGUAUUUGGACGCAAGGGCGGCAAGGGCAGGCGGCGAUAA